Messenger RNA from Osmia bicornis bicornis, 4620 nucleotides. RefSeq lists its product as uncharacterized. Gene Ontology annotation, biological process: positive regulation of GTPase activity; Ras protein signal transduction. NCBI's taxonomy places the organism in Eukaryota, Metazoa, Arthropoda, Insecta, Hymenoptera, Megachilidae. The transcript has 12 exons. Bases 1 to 4620 code for a protein of 1539 amino acids. Gene Ontology annotation, molecular function: guanyl-nucleotide exchange factor activity. The record is from RefSeq and is a predicted model, not a curated record. Gene Ontology annotation, cellular component: plasma membrane.
AUGUCUCAGUCCGGGUCAGGAGGGGUAGACGGUAAUCAGGAGCAGAAUCAAGUCGGUCAAACGAUGGAGAACCAACAGACGACGUGUCAAAACGGUCGAGCCGAACCGCCGGCCGAUAAUGCUAAACAAGAUUUGUCGAAUGGCUUUGAGAAUCGGACGAUCGAGUACGAGAGAUUCUCACAGGACAGAUCGCAACAGAAUCCGGCAGCCGGUCAGAACCAGGAACAGCAACAACAACAGGCACAGCAGACAGGUCAAUAUCCGACUGGAAGGAAGCAAUCCGUGGCCGGAGUGCCCGAAGAUAGACAUCCCCCGACUGGACAACUUCCGCCUCAGCAGUACGCUCAAGAAAAAGCUGCUCUCGAGAGGACGCAACACGUCUCGCAAACGAGCACUCAAACUUUACCUGUGCAAGCGCAACCACAGUUCGUGCCCGAUUACGAUCAGACCCAGUACACGCAGAUACGAAGUCAGUUUGAGGUUAGACCGCAGAUGUAUCCUCAACAGACGCCGUACGCCGAGAGGGCUGGUUACGUGACCAGAGACGUCACGUACAGAGACCCAGCGUUGUAUCAAGGAGGAACAGCGAAUCCCGUGUUCGCUGGUCAAGGCCAGUACGUAACAGUGCAACAUGGAACGCAGAUACCAUCUCAGUCGGCCAGUCCACAACCGCCUUAUUUCUCAGGGGUAGUGGUACCUCAAGGAUCCGGGUACGUCCAGUUCAGCGCGCAACCCCAGUAUUCCUACAGCCAGUACCCUCAAACAGUGAUGAACGCAGUUCCCUACAACCCUCACGCGGGGAUCUACCAAGCUCAACAGUUCGGUCAGCAAUCGCCUAAUCCGCAGAGAUUCUCCCAGGAACUGGGCCAGUACCAAACUCAGCCGAUCAUUCAGCCGAUCGCUCAGAACGUGGGUCACGGAAUCGCGAUGGCGACUACCGAACGACCGAGCCGAGGGCCGAAACCAAUGGUACCGCCUCGUGGCAACUCGAAAAUCACCCACGACACGGGUCACCGAAAAUCGGCGAGCGUGGACGUGCCUGGCAUGCAGAAGCCCAAGUACGAUCCUAAUCAGAACCUACCGCAGGAACAGAUUCAUCGUAGCGACGGGGCAAUCAUCGUGCAAGGGACGCAGAUUGUCUCCGAUGGCCAGGAUCGCAGAUACCUGACGGCCAUUAAUCAAAAUCCCAGAACCAGACAGGACGGUUUAUACGUGGACACGAACGGCGAUCCAGUCGGACGAGAGAAGAUGUGCGAGGCGGUUGCCGCCGACUGCGGCCUCUAUGUGUCCAGGCCUGAGCACAGAAAGUCUAUAUCCGUGGACGUAACGUCGAGCUUUCCACGACGAAACGACACCAUUACCUUCACGUUUCCCGGCGAUACCGGUCAAGAGAUAUUGGUGCCAGUGAGAAAGGCCGGGGCUAUGGUGGAUCCGAAACGAGUGGAAGCCAAUCAAGUGUACCCGCCUGAUCAAAGGCGGUUGGAUACGAGCCUGAGAGUAUCGCCGAUGGCUUUCGAUACGAGACAGGAAAAUAGGAAGAGUAUGGGGACUGAUAGAAAGGCCGAAUGGGGUAACGUGAGCCCUAAUCAAAGAGUCGCGAUGCCGCAAGAAAACAGACGAUCCGAUUACUUCGAGGAGCACAGGAGAUCACCGAUGACCAUAGAGGGAAAAAGAAUGGAGGACGUUAGAAGAUCGCCGAUGCCGUUCAUGCCGAUCAGAGAAGGUUCCGUGGAUCGCGCCGGACAAAAGAGUCCGUCGUUUGUGAAUCAAAAUUUCGAGAAGACCAGACAGGAACUGGCCAUGUGGGCCGAGCAGAAGCAGCGUCAGGAACACGAGAGAAACAUGAUGCAGAGUCAGUUGCUCUCGACCAGUCCACGUUCCCGCAAUCAUUCGGAGGAGAGAAGAGAUCCAAGACCCAUGCACCAGCAAGAGGAACGUAAGGAAACUAGAAUGACCCAAUCGGCCUUCCAACCGAUGCCUAAUAUCAGUCAGAGCACCAUAAUGGAACAGAGGCGUCACUUGAGACACGUCAGUGCCGAUUUAACUAAACACAUGGAGUUGUCCAGAAAAGAGUUCGACGAUCAACCUAUCAGCGGAUCUGUGGCCAAUCUUGGUCCACCAGUUAGCACUGUUCCGUCGCAGAGAGCCAGUCCUAACAUAUGUCACCAAUACCCAGCUCUCAGCGAGGCAAAGUUAGACACAAAAACUGUUCUAACAGUGGUGACGGAUUUCGGUGAAUCGAGCUUGAACAAACCUAUCGAUCAAGUGGAUCAUAUAAUUCAUAGCCAUCGCAAGAGCCACAACGUAUCGAACAAUUUACUGACCCACAGCAAGAGUCAAACGGAUAAUCUUCAGGGUCAGCUCGAGGCACAAAACGAGAAAUCUGACGUGCAUCAAAUACAACAGCAACAACAAAUGCAGAAUCAACAAAGCCUGGAUUUGAUUUCGGAGAAGCUUAGUCAAUUCGAACGUCAACAGAGUGAUCUUCAAGCGAAGCUACACUGUCUCCAUAAUCAAAAUCAGAUCCUCGAUAAGGUAGCCCAGUUUCAACAUCAACAGAGCGACUUGCAGGCCCGGCUGCAGAGCCUGCAAACGCAGAAUCAAUUGUGCGAUAAACUGCAAAGAUCCACGGAUUUCCAGCAACAUUCAGUCGGCAACGAGAUCCAUCAGAUACAAUCGAAUUCCCUGUCGAACCACCAGGAACAACCGUGCGAUAAGACUUGCCCGUCGUCGCAAAGCCAGCACGCGUCCCAUGGACAUCAUCAAACGUUAUUGACCGCCGCCUAUGCACAGAACUCUAAUCAUCAAUCCUGCCAAUCGUCUGUCUGUGAGAAGCUAUCGCCUAGGCUUCAACACGACACCAGCGAGCCGAAUUCUAUUCAGAUACCGAACAUGUCACAGAUGCCAUUGCCGUGUCUCCCGCAAUUCGAACGUACAGACGCGUCGCGUGCCUCGUUCUCGCAGUUUCAUCGACUUCAGUGUCAGAUCGAAGGACACGAGGCCGUUCCCGCGACUUCUUUCACCGGAACCCUGAAGAAAGUUCCUCCGGAAAAACCGCCGAGAACUUCGUUGAUCGUACAGUCGCCCGAAUCGGAGAGCAACAGAAGCCAGCCAGCUAUCGGACUGAAGCAGACGCCGAAGGCAAGGCCAACCAUUUUCGGCACUGUGGCCUCGGACCUCAAUCCAAAGGAUGGCAACAGUCGAAGGGGUUUGCCACAAACACCAGCUGGCGGAGUCGGUGGAAAAGGAAGCGGAAGUGCUGGCGCCGGUUCUGGUAUGGUCAAUGGUUCUGGUGCCGAUCAUCAGGAUAUUCGUGACGGUGCUGCUAUAAACCCAGAACACGCACUGGUGUAUCGAGACGGGAACCUGGUCUCGGGCUCGUUGGAAGCCUUGGUGCAACACAUGGUACCAACCGAGGAAUAUUAUCCCGAUCGGGCAUACCUGUUCGCCUUUUUGCUGAGUGCCAGACUCUUCAUCAAGCCGCACGAGCUUCUAGGCGAGGUCUGCGCCCUCUGCGAGCAUCAGCAAAACCUGAAUGGAGAGGGUGGCAAGGAACGUCUGCAGCGUUUUGUGCCACGACUGGUGCAGCUGUUAGCCGAAUGGACAGAAACAUUCCCGUACGACUUCCGGGAUGAGAGGGUGAUGGGUCACGUCAGGUCCAUCACGCAGAAGGUCGCUGCGGUCGACGCUGCGGCCAGGCAGGAAGUUUCGGCAUUGCUGCAAAACUUGCUGCUUAGACUGACGGCGCUGGAGAGGUAUGAGGAGGGCCUUGCCAGACUUGCUACCGAAGCUGCGACAGAACAGCUUACACAGGUGGACAUCACCGAGCUCUGUCCCUCGGCCACGGUUCUGGCACAGCAAUUGACCCACGUGGAACUCGAGAGGCUCUCUUACAUCGGCCCUGAAGAAUUCGUCCAAGCAUUCGCCAAGGAAUCUCCACACCUAGAAACAUCCUUUAAGGACAUGAAGAAAACGCGCAAUCUCGAAUCGUACGUCCAAUGGUUUAAUAGACUGAGCUAUUUCGUAGCAACCGAAGUGUGCAAGCAUGCAAAAAAGAAGCAACGCGUUCGUGUGGUUGAAUACUGGAUCGAAACAGCCAGAGAAUGCUUCAACAUUGGUAAUUUCAAUUCUUUGAUGGCAAUCAUUGCUGGCCUGAACAUGUCCCCUAUAUCUCGUCUGAAGAAAACGUGGUCAAAAGUGCAACUAGCGAAAUUCUCGAUUCUGGAGCACCAAAUGGAUCCAAGUAGCAAUUUUAGCAGCUAUCGCAGUACCUUAAAAGCAGCAAUGUGGCGUAGCGCCGGCGCUACGGACGAACGACAGAGAAUCGUCGUACCCUUUUUCAGCUUGCUGGUCAAGGAUCUCUAUUUUCUGAACGAGGGAUGUAGCAACAAAUUACCAAAUGGACACAUCAAUUUUGAGAAAUUCUGGCAGCUAGCAAAGCAAGUGACAGAAUUCAUCGCCUGGAAACAAGUUGCCUGUCCCUUUGAGAAGAAUCCACGUGUCAUUGCUUUUCUUCAGGCGAGCCCGGUGCUGACCGAAAAUGCUCUAGCUUUAGCAUCCUUUGAGUGCGAACCACCAGACAACAAUCCAGAAAAAGAACGUUAUAAAGCAUUAAAGUAA